Messenger RNA from Caenorhabditis elegans, 1440 nucleotides. It is a transcript of the gene best-6, whose product is annotated as Bestrophin-6. Gene Ontology annotation, cellular component: membrane. The transcript is spliced from 11 exons. Gene Ontology annotation, molecular function: chloride channel activity. Gene Ontology annotation, biological process: transmembrane transport. Bases 70 to 1218 code for a protein of 382 amino acids. The record is from RefSeq and is marked reviewed. NCBI's taxonomy places the organism in Eukaryota, Metazoa, Nematoda, Chromadorea, Rhabditida, Rhabditidae.
AAAUGAAAAAAAAAUCAAUAUCAGUUUACUUUCCAAGCGAUUUAUAGUUUUUCUUCAUUAGCUUUAAAGAUGACAAUAUCCUAUACUUAUGACGUCGCGACGGAAUCUUAUUUCGGGUUUUUCAAAGUGUUAUUUCGAUGGAAGGGUUCCGUGUGGAAAUUGAUUCACAGGGAAUUGUUUAUGUGGCUCGUUCUAUACUAUACCGUUUUGGCAAUUUAUCGAACUCUGGAUGAGGAGAGGAAAAAGAUUUUCAGGAGCAAUAUUGAACAUUUUAUCAACUUUGAACCUUCCAUUCUAACGUUUAUGUUGUCUUUCUUCGUCACCACAAUUGUGCAGCGUUGGAACAAUGUCUUCACGAAUAUGGGGUUUAUUGAGAACGCAGCUUAUGCCGUUUCUUCUUUCAUGAAGAAUGGUGAAGAUGUUAGAAGGGCUCAGAGAACUGUUAUUCGGUAUUUGGUUGCAUCUCAAAUCCUCGUCAUGCGAUCGAUUUCCAUCAAAGCACUCAGACGUUUCCCAAAUUAUGAAUCGAUUGUUACUGCUGGAUUCCUAACAAAAGAAGAAUCUACGAUAAUUCAAAAUACGGAUUUAAGUUACGACUCUUCUUGUGUUCCAAUUCGAUGGGCGAUACAAGUUCUCCGACAUCAAUACAGAAGUGGAAACUUCUUCAGUCAUUCGGUAUAUCGGGCCACGUGGAAAGAAGUCAGUGAUUUUGAAACGCAUCUUUCUAGAGUGAGAAAAGUUGAUUGGGUUCCCAUUCCAUUGGCCUAUCCACAAGUGAUUUUCUUUGCUGUUCGACUUUACUUUGUUAUUUGUGCAUUUGCGAAGCAAUAUUUUGAUCUCGAUGAUGAUGAUGCGCGCUACGUCAUCCAUUACUAUUUUCCAAUCGUAACUGUAUUCCAAUUCAUUUGUCUGAUGGGAUGGUUGAAAGUUGCGGAAGCUCUUCUAAAUCCAUUAGGAGAGGAUGAUGACGAUUUUGAAGUCAACUUUCUGAUUGACAGUAACAUAUAUACUGGUAUGUUAAUAAUCGAAACAUCGAAACCGCCGCCUCUUAAACCUGACCUGUUCGAGGAUCGAAACUUUGGCCCAAUCUAUCCGAAUAAUAUCACUGAUCAAAGUGUCGGACAGGCUCUCUGCGGAUCUGUAGAAAAUAUAAAAUUAGCCGGUAAAGAUGCAAGUAUUGAAGUUAAGAAAAAUGGAGAAAACAAUCCACCAGCAUAAAAUAAAUCCCAGAGAACCCUGAAUCAAUGAACAAGACAAAUAAGUAAUCCUCUUUUAUUUUUAAUAAUUUUCUUUCAAAUCGUUUGUUUUACUAGAAAUGUUACCUCAUUUAUUACAUGUCCUAUUUCCAUUCUUCGUGUAUUAUUCAAAAUAUUGUUUUGUCUGUAAACCUGUUCUUAAUUAUUUUUGCCCAAUAAAACAGUCAUUUAAUUAAAAAUAAAU